Molecule: messenger RNA, 2469 nt
Organism: Cucurbitaria berberidis CBS 394.84
Lineage: Eukaryota; Fungi; Ascomycota; Dothideomycetes; Pleosporales; Cucurbitariaceae
Exons: 1
Coding region: 1-2469 (822 amino acids)
Source: RefSeq, a predicted model, not a curated record
AUGGUCAAAGCCGAUCCCACGCGAAAUUACUAUGCCGACCUUAAGAUCUCGGCCAACGCAGGCGAGAACGAGAUCCGCAAAGCCUUUCGCACGCUCGCGCUGCAGUACCACCCAGAUCGUAACCCGGGACGCGAGGUCGAGUUCGUCGUCAAAUUCCAAGAAAUCCAGGCUGCCCAUGAAGUGCUAUGCGACUCGGCACAACGAGCAAAGUACGAUGCUGAGCGGAGGAAAUACCGCAAUCUGAAUAUUCCUACCAACACGCCCAAUACACCGAGAACGAGACCCCCACCGCCUCCACGUAAUGCCUACACGACAACGACCCCCAGCGGCUCCUACUACCGCCCCCCUCCCCCAAAGCCAGCUCAGCAGCCGCAGCGUCCUCCACCGCCGCAACACCAUAACACUUUCAACAGUGGCGCCGACAGGUUCACCAGCAAGAACUUCCGCCCGCCGCCCACGGCACAGCGACCGGAUACGAGGGCCAAGGAUGCAGAGGCUCGAGCCAAUGUCUUCACGGCAUGGCAGAAGAUGAAGCAGCCCCGUGCCGAGGAACCGCGACAGUACAGUCCAGGCGCUCAAGGCAGUCCUCAGGGCAACCCUCAUAAUGCCCAGAACAACCCGAAUGGCACACCUUUUGGCCGCACCCAGAGCACGAGGGCACCUUCGUCAAGACAGGGAUUCAACCCAGCAACACCAGGCGCUGAUGAAGGCCAGGCACGGUCGUCGUAUAGGAACUAUGCCCGUCCUGCUCCAACGCCGCCCACCGCUACCCCUUCGCCUCGUCCAUCAUAUCCCACGAGAGACACAGACACCACCGAUGUGCCCUACUCGGAAGCGAACCGCGUGCGAACACCGUAUUAUUCCAACACGGGAGGAGAGCGGACCUCUAUGUUUGAGGGCCUGGGAAGGUCUGCCAGCGUUCGCAAUUCACCAACACAUCGACGAAGUUCUUCGCAAGAUUCCUCAGGUGCUCACUCUGACUCCGGCCGAAGGCAGCAGCGGAGUUCGUACAGCGGGAAGUCUACCAAACAGUUCCCUCAGAUGUACCCUGACUCGAGCGAUGAAGAGUCCGAGCCGGAAGUCUUCCAUGUAGGCAACAAGCACCGAGGGCCUCCUCUGCCGCAAAAAACUACACAUCCACCACCAGCACCAUCGUGGAGCCAGGAACAGUUCAAAACUCCUCAGCAGAGUCAGCAGAGCAAACACGCAACAGGAAAUUUGCCGAAUAGUUUCAAGAGUAGAAGUGAGGAGAGUAUCAACAUCAAAUUCUCACCUUCGGACUGGCAUGGCAAGUUCGAAGGCAGCGCUGACUAUUUUGCACCUAACAUGCAAAAGACGUCUAAUAGUAGAGGUAGAACCUCGCCGACUCGGGGUCGACCAUCUCAGCGGACUGCUUCGGAGCGAAAUCCAUUCCUCAAUCAGCCUCAAGUACCGCCUCCGGUUUCGCCUUUUACGCAACCGCUGUCGCAAGCACAGUCCUAUCCCAUACCUCCACCUCCUCCUGGGCCUCCACCUAAUGUGAAAUUCCCGCCCCCUCCCAGUGCUGGGGCUCAAGCCGCAAAGUUUAGCCAACAAGCUUGGAAAGAUACUUUUAAGGAUCCUAAUUGGGUUUAUACGGAUUCUAAAGAGACUUCUCCUCGUCGUGCACCAGAAGCCACUAAGCGACCCAAAGCUGCCCGUAAGCCUUCUGUGCCCCAGAAUGGGGCCCCGAGGACACAAGAUAAGCCUGAUACAUCGCGGCCAAAGUACCAGGCCUUUGCGCAGGAGGCGGCGAAUGGCGACGGUGAUGCGAUGGACAUUGACUCGAGCACACCCCCUAUCCCUAAACCCAUGAAAGGAGGAAUACGUACAGCGCCUGCAUCGCCCAAGAUCAACACGGCAGCCGGCAUAGGUACAGUGCCAAAUGGCUCUGCUACCGCACCUUCGUCUGCUACAAGUGCGAGACCUCCGGUUCUAGGCCUGAACGGUCUCUCGGGCAUUGCAAACGUGGAACCAUUUCAAGCGCCACAAAACGGCGGUAUUGGGUUAGAUGAACUCAAGGACACUCUUCCGUUCCCUUCACAAUCUGCCAGCUCCCAUCCCACGAAGCCCAACACUGCUCAGAAGUUGAAGUACCCUGAGAUGCCAACAGCGCCUCCUCUACCAGCCAAAUUGGAUCAGAGCUCAGCCGACCAGUAUUUCCAUCGUAUGGAAUCGUAUAUCAAAGCAUACAAGAACUACUGCAAAGCACUCACUGCCCAUUUCGUUGCAAGAAACACCGAGCUUGAACAGCUUGAUGAUCACUUUAUCCACCAUCGUGGCGAGACGACCAAGAAGCUCGGUUUCGCUAGUUACCUGGCCAAGAUGAGGGAAGACGAAGAGGUUAUGGAGACGUGGAAGCUGGCGCAGGAGAGGCAUAUCAAUGCGCUUCAACAAUGCGAAGAAGUCCGCCACAAGACUAUCAAGCUGUACCAGACUCUUCAGCUCUAA